Molecule: messenger RNA, 1208 nt
Organism: Phaedon cochleariae (mustard beetle)
Lineage: Eukaryota; Metazoa; Arthropoda; Insecta; Coleoptera; Chrysomelidae
Source: the annotation of a GenBank genome assembly
CUAUUCACAUAUUGUUAUUUGUAUUGUUUGUUAUUGUUUAUCGAUAAAAAAUUUCUGUAUAAAAGUGCGUGAAAUUUAUUUGCAAACCAUCAGUUGUACUCCUAACUAGAAACAAGAUGAAAUACUUCAUUAUAUUUGCUGUUGCUUCCAUAGCUGUUGAAGCUUUAUCCUUCAAAAAUGAGUGGAAUGAUUUCAAGCUGACACAUGGAAAAUACUACGACAUGAAAGAAGAAGCCAAUCGCUAUUCAAUUUUCGAAUCUAACAUGCUCACCAUCGCCAACCACAAUAAAAAAUAUGAAAAUGGCGAGUCCACGUUCAAGAUGGCAAUCAACAAAUUUGCCGAUCUAACUCCCGAGGAAUUUCUGGCCAUGAUCAGCAACCCCUACGUAUGGAACACCACUUUGAAAGUCGAGCAAGCCAGUUUCGAUGACGUCAUGGAUACGGAUAUACCCGAUGAGGUCGACUGGAGAAAAAAAGGAGCUGUCACUGCAGUCAAAAACCAAGGAGGCUGUGGAUCAUGCUGGAGUUUCAGUGCGACUGGAUCAAUCGAAGCACAAUAUUUUAUCAAAAACGGAAAACUGCUAUCCCUGAGCGAACAGCAGUUUGUGGACUGCGCCACAAUAGAAAAGUACGACUGCUACGGCUGUAACGGUGGUUACCUGUACCAAGCUCUGCAGUAUGCUGCAGAUAAUGGAAUCAUGUUGGAAAAUGCUUAUCCUUACAAGGCGAAAGACCAAUCGUGUCAGUACAAUGAAUCUCAGGUCGCUGUCAAGAUUUCCUCCUACAAGUCGGUGAAGAAAGGGGAUGAAAAUGAUCUAAAGAAGGCUGUAGCACAAGCACCUGUCUCUGUUGCUAUUGAUGCAACAAUGAACUUCCAGUUCUACGAUUCUGGUGUUUUGGAUGACAAUUCUUGCAGCAACACGGCUUUGAACCAUGGGGUUCUGGCUGUUGGAUAUGGUUCUUUGAAGGGCAAUGACUAUUGGAUCGUGAAGAAUUCUUGGGGAGCCGACUGGGGACAAAAUGGUUAUAUCUUGAUGUCUCGGAAUAAAGAUCAAUGUGGUAUAGCAUAUUCGGCAGUUUAUCCAGUCUUGUGAUGUUCCUACCAUAAAAUAUAAUAGUCUAACUUUGUUACUAGGUAUAUAUGUAGAUGUUUCACCAUACUGUGGAAUAAAUUUUAUUAAUAUAUUCCAUGAGUUCUCUAUUUCAAA